Molecule: messenger RNA, 272 nt
Organism: Acaulospora morrowiae
Lineage: Eukaryota; Fungi; Glomeromycota; Glomeromycetes; Diversisporales; Acaulosporaceae
Source: the annotation of a GenBank genome assembly
CAAAAGAUAUCGAAAAAGCAUUGCUUGGAAUCUUAAAUUCAGCAAUUCAUCGAAAAUUUAAAACUAAUAGCAAAUUCGUUAAAGAUUAUCUUAGUUAUGUGACUAGAUUACAGUUGGCAAAAGAACCAGAGAAGUACAGAGAAUUACGUGAAAGACUUGAAAAAUUAUAUAAGCUUUAUUAUGAAUUAGCUCAGGAGGAAGAAAAAUAUGAAAUUUCUGAGAUAGAUACAAGCGAAAUUAUUAAGGGUCUUCUCAAAUUGUCUAUCGAAUAA